Messenger RNA from Bactrocera tryoni, 575 nucleotides. RefSeq lists its product as uncharacterized. The coding region runs from base 130 to 561 and encodes 143 amino acids. NCBI's taxonomy places the organism in Eukaryota, Metazoa, Arthropoda, Insecta, Diptera, Tephritidae. The record is from RefSeq and is a predicted model, not a curated record. The transcript has 4 exons.
UCAUUACCAAUGAAUAUUGAAUCAAAAUUUUAUUUAAUUUAAAAAAUUGUAUUCGUGUCUGGCGUGAUUUCGUAGAAGUAAAUGACAAUACACAUGUGCUAAUAGUAGCACAAUAAUAUAGCUCGAAUAAUGGAACAGGAAAUACUGGAUGAAGAAUUUCGCUGCUACAUGCGUGUAGCGCGUUCACUCGAAGGAACAUUGAAGCGGCCCAAAGAUCGCGAGUGUUGUAAGCAACUGUUAAAAAAUUGUGAACGUCUGAAUAGCGUAGACAAUGUUAUGGUUAAAAAAAAUACAAACGUUUUUAUGAAAUACUUGUUGAAAGUGAUUAAUUGGACAAGUGUGCAUCAGCCACUGCAGCUAUAUGAUAAAUGGUAUCAAGGUUCAAAAACUGAAGUUAAAUUGUGGCUUCAGGAUAACAAAUCAUAUAUGGCUGUUAAAGAAAUGCCAAACGGUGCGCUCGCAAUAUACUGUGCCGUUGCUAAUUCACCAAGUGCCGGUUGGCAAGAUGGUGCAUUGAAAAUUAUGAAAGAUUCUAAAGAUCCAGAUGCAGAAGAAAUGUGAAGUUCUAUUGUUGU